Molecule: messenger RNA, 1754 nt
Organism: Cucumis melo (muskmelon)
Lineage: Eukaryota; Viridiplantae; Streptophyta; Magnoliopsida; Cucurbitales; Cucurbitaceae
Product: protein IQ-DOMAIN 19
Exons: 4
Coding region: 210-1514 (434 amino acids)
Molecular function (GO): protein binding
Source: RefSeq, a predicted model, not a curated record
UCAAACAGGAGAUUUCCACUUUGUUUCAUCAUCACAAAAUGCUUUCGCUUCCAUAAAUCUUUUUACGAGUAAUGACAAAUCGAACAACAGACAAAUGAAGCCCACAGAGAUCCAUCAUCAAACUGAAGGCCGCCAUUUUCAUCUCGCAAGAACCUAACACACAAAAACCACAGAUCUCCAUUUUUUAGAGAGGACAAACUAAACAAAAAAUGGGGAAGGCCGGAAAAUGGCUCAAGAAUUUCCUCUCCGGAAAGAAAUUCGACAAAGAGAAUUCCCAAAUCACAAAUCAGAUAUCUUCCGUUUCGUCUGAAAAUACAACCACUCCGGUUUCCACUCCCAAAGAGAAGAAACGAUGGAGUUUCCGGCGACCAUCUCCGACCAAGGAUGUGAAUCCGCCGGAGUCGAAUGUUCCUGUCCCUGCAACACCACCGGCCACCACCACGUUUGACAUGGAAAAGGAACAGGAAAAACACGCAAUGGCGGUGGCAGCUGCGACGGCGGCGGCUGUGGCAGCUGCACAAGCUGCCGCUGCUGUGAUUCGUUUGACUGCAUCGUCGAAUGGGAAAGUUAAUGCGAUUGAAGAAGCUGCUGCGAUUAAAAUCCAAUCUGUUUUCAGAUCUUAUCUGGCGAGGAAGGCUCUCUGUGCUUUGAAAGGAUUGGUGAAAUUACAAGCAAUGGUGAGAGGCCAUUUGGUGAGACAAAGAGCCACCGAAACUCUGCGAUGCAUGCAAGCGUUAGUGACGGCGCAGGCCAGAGCUCGAACACAGAGGAUUAAAUUGGCGGAAGAUUCAAAGCCCACUGCCUAUCAAUGGCACUCAUCCCACAGAAAAUCCUUCCAAGAAAGUCGAAUAAGACAACCCCAUCAAGAGAUCGACAGAGAAAUGGAAGAGAACAUAAAGAUCGUAGAGAUGGAUUUAGGCGGAAGCCUUAAGAAUCGAAAUAGCUACAGCCAUUACGCCUAUUCGAAUCAAGAAAACUACCGUCUCUCACCGGCGCCGUCCGCGAUGACUGACAUGAGCCCGAGAACAUACAGCGGCCAUUUUGAAGAUUAUGCUUAUGCAACAGCUCAAAGUAGCCCACAAUGCUUCUCCGCCAUGGCCAAAUCGGACCAGAAUCGACUCCCAUUCGAAUUUCCCAGAUCGGAAUAUGCAGAAUCUUUGUCUUACGAUUACCCAUUGUUCCCAAAUUACAUGGCGAACACGGAAUCGUCGAAGGCGAAAGCGCGGUCGCAGAGUGCCCCAAAAGCUCGGCCGGAGUCGUUUGAGAGACAGCCGAGCCGCAGACGGGCAUCGGUGGAGGGGAGGAACAUUCCGAGGGCAGUGAGAAUGCAGCGGUCGUCGUCACAUUUGAGCUCUGCAGCUCAAAACUACGGUUACCCUCCGUGGCCGAUGAAGCUUGAUCGGUCGACGGUAUCGCUCAAGGACAGUGAAUGUGGGUCGACAUGCUCGGUGCUUACAAAUUCGAAUUAUUGUCGAUCCAUCGCAUCACAUGAAGUUUAUGGAAACAGGUACUAACAAAGAUGACGAAGAAAUUGAAAACAACAACAAUAAAAUAAACUAGAGGAAAGCUCCCCAAAUUUCUGACCUUUCUUUGAUUCUUUUUUUUUUUUUUUUUUUUUGGCUUUGUGUGUGUGUGUGUGUGUGUUUUGUUUUAGAUCUUCAAGUACACUUCUCAAUGUACUGUAAUUAUAAUUUGUAAUAGUUUUGUAAGUUCAAUGGAAUUGGUUGUAUCCUUUUUGUUUAUAGAACUAAAAA